This is a messenger RNA of Poeciliopsis prolifica (blackstripe livebearer), 1814 nucleotides long. RefSeq names its product putative fibroblast growth factor 1. The transcript has 3 exons. Gene Ontology annotation, biological process: fibroblast growth factor receptor signaling pathway; positive regulation of gene expression; animal organ morphogenesis. The record is from RefSeq and is a predicted model, not a curated record. Bases 238 to 750 code for a protein of 170 amino acids. Gene Ontology annotation, cellular component: cytoplasm. Lineage: Eukaryota; Metazoa; Chordata; Actinopteri; Cyprinodontiformes; Poeciliidae. Gene Ontology annotation, molecular function: fibroblast growth factor receptor binding; growth factor activity.
ACCGCCACUUUUCGCCAUAGCAACAAGUGUUUAUUCUUGUUUGGUUUUGUUUGGCAUUGGAAAAUUAUUCUCAAAUUUAUGUUUGGUUUGAGAACGGGCUUAGCCUCGCCUGAGUCUAGUUUGGAUCCUCAUACUUAGAACAACAAAAGUAGGGGGGAAAAAGAGCAGAAGAGGUUCAGGUUUUCGGCAGGAGAGAAAGGAGAGCAUUUCCAAAACUCAGCAGAUUAAGCAGCAGACAUGGCGGGGUGCUGCUCAUUCCUCUCUUCAUGUUUCCGGCGUAAUCCUCCAGGUGCCGAGCAGAGCGGUGGUGAGAUUGGUCGGCCUGUGUCUUUACAACAGAACCAGGACCUUGGCACGGUUCCGGAGAGACGCACAAGAGUCAAGCUCUACUGUCAGACUGGAGGAUAUCACCUGAAGAUAGCUCAAGACGGAACAGUGUCUGGCGUGAGGGAGGAAGAUGACACAUACAUAAUCAUGAAGCUGCAGGCGGUGGGUGUUGGAGUUAUUCUCAUCCAAGGGGAAUCAUCGGAAAAGUACCUGUCCAUGAACGAUAAAGGAGACCUCUGCGGAAGAGAAACCGUGAAUGAUGAGUGUAACUUCUUGGAACAUAUUGAACCAAACGGCUACACAACACUUCGCUCCCAGAAAUACACCUGGUUUGUUGCUCUGAAGGCAAAUGGUACUCCUAUGAAGGGAACAGAAACCCACCAGGGUAUGAAGAACGUUUUAUUCCUGCCGAGACCAGCCUAAGCUCAAAUAAAAACCUGGAAAAACGCAGAAAGGAUUUUAGUUCACAUAAUUUUUAUGAAUGAUAUGCUGGACAAAUCAUUAUAAAGGUGACUUUGAAAGAGUUCAAAGGAACAACCCUAAAGUUUUUUUUUCCCACUACAGCUGAUUGAAAAUAUAUUUAUUAGACUUGGACUUAUUUUAUUGUCAUUGCACAAAAACAUAACAGUGUUGGCAACAAAAUGUCAUUGCUUGGCUACUAGAGCACACAGAAAUAAUGUAGCUUAUAUGCAUACUUAUAAGCUAAUAAAAAAUAGUCCCUAGUACAAAGCCUCCCUUCUCACUAAAAGGCUCCAGUGCAUGUCGCUGCUGCAGAAUGAGCAUUCACUGUGAGCCAUAGUUUGGUGCUGAGAGAAAGAAAUGUACAUCUUGCUCACAAAAUAACUUUAAAGUUGGUUGUGUCUGGAACAAACAGUAUAAACUGAACACUGGUUUUAAGACGUGCAGUUCAGGGGAUGAUUGUUUUGUAAUUAAUCUAAAUUGGGGUGAAGUUGCGGUUCUAAUUGUUUAAUAAAUCAUCUAUUCCUGGAACCACUUUUAUAUGUGCUACAGAGCCACUCAUGGCAACAACAAACCAUAUAUGUUGCUGUACUGAAUGGAAGCUAUUUGAAUCUGGUCAGAAGAAGACAGAUGAAGAAGUUUCUCUGAAAACCUGUUUGGAUUUCACAAUAGGUUGUAACUUUGUACUGGCUUGAUGGUAAGUGUAAUUCUAUGUGUUUUUUUACCAGUAAUCAAAUGUUAUUUUACCCUCAACAUUGUGACAAAUAUUUUCAGUACAUAAUGUGAUUUAAUGUAUUUUUUAAAAUUGUAAAAGUAUCAUCUGGAUGGAAUGGCUUAUGAUUCCAGUCAAGUUUCUUCUCAGGCAGAACUGUGAAAAUGAAUAACAGCUGGGUUGUUUUGAUGACUCUUUUGAAAGGUGAUUAAAGCUCUUUAUAACUGUUUAUCGCUCUGGCAGCAAAAUCUCUGCUCCACUUCUUGAACUUUUGUUGUUCAACAUUAAACACAGUUAAAAAGAAAAAUAAAUCAAC